Messenger RNA from Mugil cephalus (flathead mullet), 2216 nucleotides. RefSeq names its product x globin (gene xgb). NCBI's taxonomy places the organism in Eukaryota, Metazoa, Chordata, Actinopteri, Mugiliformes, Mugilidae. Gene Ontology annotation, molecular function: heme binding; oxygen binding. Bases 982 to 1581 code for a protein of 199 amino acids. The transcript is spliced from 5 exons. The record is from RefSeq and is a predicted model, not a curated record.
UCCAUUUGAGCUGUGGUUGAAGUGGGCCCUAAGAGAGUGUUAUUUACAUCAAGUGAAACAGAAAGGAAAGUGGAGCAGGUUUUAUUGCUGCGUAGUGUACAUAAAGUGCACUAGGAAUGUGUUUGGUUGAUAAAACGUUUAUUCUGAAACAACGAGACGCAGCACAUCCACUUAUCUAGAGAAACAUGAAGAAAUAAACAUUUUAUUUAUAGGUUCCCGGAGACCCUUUUUAAAAGUUCUAAACCCUACCAUUUUAUUGGCUUGAUACUUCAAGGCCUUUACCGAUCAUUUCUGCAGGAUACAUGCACAUAUAUGUGUAUGUAUCCUGCACAUACAAUACCAAAUAUGUUUGCAUAUAAUAAUGAGAUCAAUGUGGAGGUAAAGACAGGAGUAAUCAGUGUGUUUAGCAUAUUAAAAGCAUCCAGGCUGCGGUGGCUGUGCAUUAUUAUUCGACGUUGGGCGUAUGUGAGCGUCUUUAUAUAUUGGUCAUUGCUGUAUUUUAUUUAAAAUGACAGCACAGCCCGGCCAUAAAUGUUCCUCAGGUUACUUACAGUGCGCCCUCGUGGAGCCGGUGCGCCGUCUCUCUGAACCAUCCUUGCGCCUGAAAGCUGUGUCAAGUCAGAAAUAAACACCGGAAGUCGCUCAUUUUUUUCCCCUUCACCGUAAAAGCUGUAUUGCCUCUCCUUCUUACACGCGCUCAUCGAGGCUUUUUUUUAUUCUCGACGAGCAGCACUAACAUCCGUCUGCUGGCUGACUUGACGCGUGGUACCUACCGCAGGAGCGGAGAGAAAGACGCGCACUCGAACCAGAUGCCGCCACCACCACCACCUCCAGCAGCAGCGGCAGCAGAUAUAAUCUGGCACAAAAGUGUUUAACAUUUCUUUUUUUCUUUUCUUUUAAUUGUCACUUCAUUCAUCUCGGAUCGAUACGAACAAACAACAACAACAAAACCAUCACCGUCUCGUUUUCUUUAGAGGAAGAAUGGGCUGCGCAAUAUCAGGUCUAGCAGCGAAGACGGACUUUGCAGACAGGAACGCAGAGGAUGCUGGUGCCGCUGUGCGUCUCAACCAGGACCAGAUCCAGAUGAUCAAGGACUCGUGGAAAGUUAUCCGGGACGACAUAGCCAAAGUUGGGAUUAUUAUGUUUGUCAGGUUGUUUGAGACCCAUCCCGAGUGCAAGGACGUCUUCUUCCUGUUCCGAGACGUGGAGGACCUGGAGAGGCUGCGCACCAGCCGGGAGCUCAGGGCGCACGGCCUGCGGGUGAUGUCUUUCAUAGAGAAAAGUGUGGCUAGACUGGACCAGCUGGAGAGGCUGGAGGCCCUGGCUCUGGAGCUGGGCAAAAGCCAUUAUCACUACAACGCACCACCCAAGUACUACAGCUACGUCGGAGCAGAGUUCAUCUGCGCCGUGCAGCCUAUCCUGAAGGAGAAGUGGACGGCGGAGCUGGAGGAGGCAUGGAAGGCUAUGUUUCUGUAUGUGACCAGCCUCAUGAAGCAGGGAUAUCAGGAGGAGAGCACCCGACAGCGCCACCUAGCAGCCUCCCCGAAGGAAAGACCAGACAAGAGGAACACCGCGCUAUGAGACGCCGCUUCUCUCUGCAACAACAGACUGUUCUUACCACUCCGGCACACAAAUGCACACAUGUAUAUAGUGUAUAUUUACUGUCUUUGUUUUCUACAUUGCUCUCGUUCAGUCAUAAUUUGCUACUUUAUCAGAAAUGGACAAAAACAUGCGGUGACUUUUAACGAAGCACUUUAUUUCUGAACUUAAAUUCUGCUGUAGUCCUCCUCCACGAGGACAAGAGAUGAUACAUGAAGUCGACAACAUAUUCUGACCGUGGUUAAACCUGCCUUGUACUCGCGAAGUAAACGGAAAUGACAAGAUUAGUGUGGCAGCCAAUCCUUUGUCUCUGUAUUCAUAACUUAAACAUGCCUUUCAGUAAAUCUACAGUUUUUUUUGUGCUAUCACUUGAACUCAUUCAGAAAUCUUGAAUUGACCACGUUAACUGAAGCUAUACAGUAUAUUUCACUGUUGAUUAACAAUUUAAGACAGCCACUGGAACAGAUUGGUGUUGGUAUGUAAAAAAUAAAGGGGGAAAUAACUGUAUUUCAAAAGAUACAAUAAAAAAAACGUUAAACAAUAUUUUAUACUCAAAUACAGUGAAAUUUCACGUGAAUAAAUCUGAUCCGUGUUCUGAAAUUUCAAAUCCCAUUCAA